Cooperia oncophora is the source of this 351-nucleotide messenger RNA. Lineage: Eukaryota; Metazoa; Nematoda; Chromadorea; Rhabditida; Trichostrongylidae. The record is from the annotation of a GenBank genome assembly.
AUGUCGGACCAAAGCACACCAUUCGUUGUGGAAGUCCUUUCUUGGCAGAAUACAACUACCGACUUUCUUUCUUUGAUUCUCGACACAGAUCGAGAAAAGGCUUUCAAUGCUAAUCGAGAACUACGGUUGUGGAGAAGUGAAAUACCUACCAAUGCCCUUGAAACCAGGCUGAGACGUUCGCAAAACGGAUUGGUGCCAGCAAAUAUUUCGAGUGAAGGUCUGGACGAAGUAUUCGAAGGUGCCUUCGAAAUCGGCCACAAAUAUGCUUUGGAACAGUUGAGAGGAUCACACCAGAAGCUUGCGCAACUCCAAGAAACGGAAAGCGAAAAGCCCGGUUGUAUCACGCAGUAG